CUACGGUGUUCACAGUGUUAGAUUUACGGUCGGGCUAUUGGCAGCUACCAAUAAAAGACAGUGAUCGCAGCAAAACGGCAUUUAUCGUACGGGAGAAGCAGUAUCAAUUUAAACGAAUGCCCUUUGGAUUGGCGGGCGCACCCUUUACGUUUCGAAGACUAAUGACAUUGCUGCUCAGAAACCUGGAGAAUGUCGAAGUUUAUGGCGAUGAUUUGGUCGUAUAUAGUCGUACAGAGGCAGAACAUGUGAGGCACGUGGAGGCGGUCCUAAGGCGAAUUGAUGAGUUUGGUUUACGAAUUAACAAAGACAAGUCUCAGAUAGCGAAAAGAAGCGUCACGUUGCUGGGGCAUAAAGUAGGCAAUGGAGAAAUAAAACCACUGCCGGAGAAGAUUCUAACGAUAAAGAAUAUUGCAGUUCCCAACUCAAAAAGGAAGUUAAGACAGUUCCUGGGAAGAGCGGCGUUCUACAGCAGAUUCGUGAAGAACUUCAACGAUAUAGCAGCACCUCUAUAUAAAGUGCUAAGCAAUGCGAAGUUUACGUGGACAGAGACCGCUCAACAAACUUUCGACCGAAUCAAAGAGCUGUUAGAUGACCGCCAAAUGACGCUGAGACUACCGGAACCCGAGAAGCCAUUUACAGUGACCACUGAUGCGAGCGAUCACGGUAUAGGUGCGGUCUUGAGGCAGUCUGACAGAGUGGUGGAGUAUGCCAGCCGUGUCCUUACGCCGACAGAACAGAAGUAUUCCACAGUAGAAAAAGAGUGUUUAGCGAUUGUAUGGGCGGUAGACAAAUGGAGACCGUAUCUACUGGGUCGGCGAUUUCACAUCGAGACGGAUCAUAAGCCCCUACAAUGGUUGAAAACAGCAAAAGACCCUCGGGGGAAGUUGGCUCGAUGGAUGCUACGUCUGCAGGAGUAUGAUUUUAGUAUCGGGCAUGUGCCAGGGGAGGAAAAUGUAAUGGCAGAUUAUUUGUCAAGACCGGACACCGAAGCCGAACUUCCAGAGAUAGCGUGUGCAGUUAACGGCCUAGAGGGAGACCCCCUAGAACUCGUCCGACAUCAGAAAGCCGACCCUAACCUUCGGGAGGUAAUCAGAGUGAUAAAAGAGGGAGAAGAUGUUGACAAGAGUGGAACAGAUAAAGAAUUAACAAUGUUGCUGAGGCAGAAGGAGAGACUGAGAGUGAACGGAUACGGAGCCUUGACCUGGCGGGAUGAUGACGAGAAUUGGGUAGCAAUAAUCCCAAAAGAUCUGCGCCAGGAGAUGAUUCGUGAAUGUCACCAGGUAGCGCACACAGGUAUUGCACGGACAACUGAUUUGCUGCGACAAAGUGCGUACUGGCCAGGUAUGAAAGACGAUGUUGCACGAUAUGUAUUAGCGUGCCAGCGAUGUCAACUAAUGAAAGGGGAUCGAUGCAUACGACCGCCAUUGCAGUCAAUUCCAGUAACAGCAGUUGGUGAUUUGUGGUCAGUAGAUAUUAUGGGACCGUUCCCACAGACGACAAGUGGUAACCAGUACCUGCUUGUGAUGACUGAGCAUGCCACACGAUGGGUAAAUGCCGUGCCGAUGGCGGACCAACGUGCAAGAACGGUGACGGAAGCGGUAAUGCGGCACAUUGUGGCGGACCAUGGGAUACCAAAGAUAAUAUUAACCGAUCAAGGUCCCUGUUUCGAGAGUGAUGAGUUCAAGUCCCGUCUAAAGCAGUUAGGUAUAAAGAGAGUACGAACAACGCCGUAUCAUCCACAGACGAAUGGGUUAACGGAAAGGAAUAACCGAACGCUAAAGGAAUGGCUAGCAUCUAAAGGGGGUGACUGGGAGAAAGAAUUACCAUUAAUCUUGCUGGCACAUCGUGCCUCGGCACAGGGAACAACCAGGAAGUCACCGUUCCAGCUGAUGUAUGGCAGACGGCCGAGACUACCAACGCAUGAUAAAACCUGGCCGCAACAACAGAGAUGGAAUACAACAAGAUUGAGAACAGAGCGGAGACAAGCAAUCAGGAAUGUGAGAGAGAAACAAACAUCAGACAUGCAGAAGUCAGAACAGGAGAGAAAGAACUGGAGACCGUUUGAAGUGGGAGACCAAGUGAAGUGUAGAGAACGGAAAUGUACCACAGGAAGAGGGCCAGGGUCAGGUAAGCUGAUCCCGAAGUGGGAGGGACCGUACGUAGUAACCGAGAGGCGCGGCGCAGUGUAUACAAUCCAGAAAGGAAACAAACAGAAACGCGUGAAUGCCAGUGAACUCCAAAGGUGGUUCCAAGUGCGCCAAGAGGGUGAGCCACAAACACUGAUAAAGAAGACGGCUGUACGGAGAUCAGAAAGGCUGAGAGAGCGACUUGUUAAAGGGGGGACGAGUGUGGUGUGUGCUACUUAUACGAACGAUAUAAGUAGUAUAAGAAUGGACGUGAAAGAAGAUGUCUUACGGUCAGAAGAGGAAAACGGAAAGCAAAUAGAGCAAAAGCAAGAAAGAUUUAGGGCACCGACAGGAAGUAAAGGAAGCAACAGCAGGAAUGGAGGAAGUCUGGAGCGUUGGAAGUCAGGACUCAAAGAUGGUGUGCAAAUGGAGUAUUCAAUGUAAUGUUAUCGUUUUUAAUUGACUAAGAGUGUAAAUUUGCCAAAUACAAUCUAUUGAGCCUGCCUCAGUCUUCUCAC
Molecule: messenger RNA, 2644 nt
Organism: Schistosoma turkestanicum
Lineage: Eukaryota; Metazoa; Platyhelminthes; Trematoda; Strigeidida; Schistosomatidae
Source: the annotation of a GenBank genome assembly